AUGAACACGCUCCGUGCCGCGCGCUUUCGCCUUGCUUCUGUGCACCACCAGCUCUACCCUCCCAUCUCUUCGCCGAGGACGCGCCUCUUUGCAACCAUGGCGGCCACCAAGACGACAGACCCCAGCACCUACAAGCUGAACCACACCAUGCUGCGGGUCAAGGACCCCAAGGAGUCGCUCAAAUUCUACGAGACCAUCGGCCUCAAGCAGAUUCGCAAGCUGCAGUUCCCCGAAGCCAAGUUCGACCUCUACUUUCUGGCCUACGACUCGCCGUCGGCCGUGUCGGCGGGCCACAGCGUCUUUGACCGCGAGGGCGUCAUUGAGCUGACGCACAACUACGGCACGGAGACCGACCCCGACUACAAGAUCAACAACGGCAACACGGAGCCGCACCGCGGCUUUGGCCACACGUGCAUUUCCGUCGACAACAUCCAGGCGGCUUGCCAGCGCAUCGAGGAUGCCGGCUACACGUUCCAGAAGAAGCUGACGGACGGCCGCAUGCGCCACAUUGCCUUUGUGCUGGACCCGGACGGCUACUGGGUCGAGAUCAUUGGCCAGCGGCCACUCGAGGCCACGGCCGACGUCACCACGACGGACGUCACCACGUACCGCAUGAACCACACCAUGAUCCGCGUCAAGGACAGCGAGAAGGCGCUCCGGUUCUACCAGGAGGUCAUGGGCAUGUCGCUGCUGCGCACGGCGCCCAACCCGGCGGCCAAGUUCACCAACUUCUUCCUGGGCUACGCGGCCGGCAACGCCACCGACGUCCCCGAGGGCAUGGCCAAGGAGGCCCUGCGGGAGGGCGUGCUGGAACUGACGUGGAACCACGGCACCGAGUCGGACGCCGCGUUCAGCUACCACGACGGCAACAAGGAGCCGCAGGGCUUCGGCCACAUCUGCGUGUCGGUGGACGACCUCGACGCGGCGUGCCAGCGGUUCGAGGACCUCAACGUCAACUGGAAGAAGCGGCUGACGGAUGGCCGCAUGAAGAACGUGGCGUUUGUGCUGGACCCGGACGGCUACUGGGUCGAGAUUGUGCAGAACGAGCGUCUGGCGGGCAAGCCCAACUUUGACCAGUAA
Molecule: messenger RNA, 1080 nt
Organism: Sporothrix brasiliensis 5110
Lineage: Eukaryota; Fungi; Ascomycota; Sordariomycetes; Ophiostomatales; Ophiostomataceae
Product: lactoylglutathione lyase
Exons: 3
Coding region: 1-1080 (359 amino acids)
Molecular function (GO): lactoylglutathione lyase activity; metal ion binding
Source: RefSeq, a predicted model, not a curated record